AUGGAGGAAAUCAAGUUUCUGACCGAAGGAAAGGUUUCCAUCCUCAUAAUACUUUGAUUUGAACCUCUUUUUAAUAUGGGUUCUGUUUUUUUAAAUAACUAAAUAUUUGAGCUGUAAAAAAAUGUUCAAGUAUUUAAAAAAAUUUAUUUCACGAAAAAAAUUUGAUUUCUUCAGUAUUUUUCCAUUUUGAUAUUGAAAAUGAGCAAAUCUUCACUGUUUUCUUUUUUUUGGCUUCAAAAAAAAAUUUUUUUCCACGCGGAAAAAUUAUAAAAACUCCGGCAGUAUGCAAAUUUUCGUCAGCGGUGAAUGCACAAGAAGCAUCAUAUCUGACGACAUUUUUGGGGGCGGGACUCUGAAAACGCCGUUUUUCGGGGCCUUUUUCUGGAAAAAAGACUCUUUUUUAAGCCCAUCUGGGUUUCGCCCGUGAACUGAAAAAAAGAAAAAAAGCUUCUAGAAUUUCAAUUUUUAUCCCGAACCUUUACCUUCAAGUAUUAAAUUUAAUCAGAGCCGAAAAAUUUUUAAAAAAAUUGGCCAUUCUCAUAUUUGAGGAGUAAAAUUUCAAAUUCGCUCAGUUCUGAGAGUGUCCAAUCGAUUGUUUUGAAACUUUGGAGUUCCUGAAUUUUCCCGAGUAAUCACGUAUUUGAAAAGUGAUCUGUAGAAACUGUCUAUAAUGUUUUUGACUUAUUUUAAAUAUCUAAGUAAAGUAAACAUUUUCUAAAGAUAGUCGCCGGUCGAUGGAAAAUCAUCAAGAAGCUGGGCGAAGGCGGCAUGGGCGCCGUGUUCAAAGUCGAGGACAAAAGACGCAAGAACUUCAUGGCGGCUAUGAAGGUGAUGAUCCAUUCGGAAAGUGUUUUCGACAAGAUAGUUCUCAAGUUGAAGCCGCGCAGAAAUAGCCAUCUAAGGCGCUUCUAAAGUGCAAAAGUACCUGAGAAAGGCUUCAAAAAAAAAACUGCCUAUGGCCUUUUCAGGACUUUUUAUAAGAAUUAUCCUUUUUUGGGAGAUAGAAAAAGAAAAAGGUUAUGAUAAGCUUCAAAAAAAGAAGGAAAAAACCGUUUCUCGGGUUUUUUUUCCUUAAGAAGGUCAGGAAAAGGAGUUUGGAAGGGACUUUGCACCUUUUUUGGAACUUUUAAAAGGGUUUUCGUUCUUUUUUCAAUUUUAAGGCCUUGGUAAAACUUUGCCGCCUAAUCAAUAACUUUCCGCGCAAGACAGUCACUUUUUAAAGGAACAGAAAAUAAAAAAAAAAGUAAAUUUAAACCUUCGCUCAACAAAAUUACCAAAAAGACAGCAAAAAACAAAAGUCUUGAAGCGAAUUCUGAUCUAAUUCAGUAUACCGUAUACGGCCUUUUUGGCGGAAAGAAAAACGUGACAAGCUGGCGCGGAAUGAGCUAUAGUUUUUAAUGUAUUUUUAAACCGGCAAGUGCUUCAUAGAUCUCUGAGCUCUUGAUUCAGCGACUAUUUUGUCCUUUUUUUUUAAGUCCUGAAAAUCUGGACUCAAAUAACGAAAAUGAAUAGGUCGAAAGCGACAUCUCCGACGGAGGUGUCCUCAAGCUGGAGGUCCACGUUUUGAAAGAGCUAGCCCCUCUCAAAAACGUCGUUCGAUUGAUUGAUUCAGGCCAAAGGGACAAGUAUUGGUGGGUCUUUCUGUAAAGGGAGUUUAAGGCUUUAGGAAAAGCCGUGGAAAUUUCAAAAAUUGAGUUUAUUUCAAAAAUAAGCAUUCUAGAAAGCAGAGGUGGAGGAUUGGGAAGGCAGUCCUUGGCUUGGCGGCCAAGCCAAGCCAAAAAGCCAAACGAUAGAAAUGAGCCAUUAAUUUACGUGGUCUUUGGCAACCAGGUCAAAAACGUGGCGAUAACGCCCUGAACUAAUCAUUAUCAACUUUGUAAAUUUUGAAUUGUUUUUUUUUUUUCGCAACUUCGUGUUAACGUUUUAAAUCUACUGUAAUAGUUAUUUCAGCAGGGAAUUGUCACUGAAACGGGUCAAAAGGCUACCUUUUUAAUCUCACUAGAGAACUAUUUCGACAAAAAAAUUUAGAGAUGCCAUGAAAUUGAUGCAAAAGUAUUUCUCUUGAUUCAUUUGGUUUCCAAAAAAGUCAAAUGACUGAAAAAUCCUAUUACGCCAGGCCACCUCGUUAAGAGUGGAAGGCUUACAGUUCUCUACCUGAAUUUUUCCGGUUAUUAAAAAAAAACUAGCGAAUUUUCGAACGGCGACUUUUUCCGAUUUGUUCAAAUCGCUAGGGAACUUUCCGACGGCUACCUUUCCGACGGACCACUUCCCGAAUUUUUUCCCUUUUAUUUUUCGGUUUCUUAAAAAUUUUCUGUCUACUUUUUUGUGUUUUAAUCAUGAAUCAACUACCUACUUUAUAUGGGAGGAUUCAAAACGAAGAGUUUAUUUAGCAAAAAAGUUGAAAAGGAUUAGUCGGAAAGUUCUCCGUCGGAAAGCUCCCUAGCGAUAUGAAAAAAUCAGAAAAAUCGCCGUUCGAGUUUUCGCUGAUCUUUUUUUCAUACCACCAUUUUUUCGUUUUUUGUGUUUUUGUAAAAAAGUUUCAUACAUCGCUCAAAACAAGCGCUUCUAGAUGCUAGGGCGAUAUCGCCAUACAAAUGACCGUCGCGCCACGCUGACUUUUGAAAAAGUCAUUUCUGCCUUUUGGGCGUUUAUGGCUUGGCAGGCAAUGCGGCCAGAGGGCAGCCAUCCUCCACCUCUGCUAGAAAGUAUAAGUUUCAUUGGAAGACUCUCGAUUUACAACAAGGAAAUUCAAUUUUAUUAAAGGGUCCCUGAAAAAAAUACAAAACAAUUUUUUUUUGGUGACUUGAUGAAAGUCUUAUGAUUUUCGGAGCUGACGUGGGAACUUUUCGUUGAGAAAAUGCUAAAAAUAAAAUUCCAAAGUUUUCGUCGUUUUUUUUGAAUUUUGCAGCUGAAAUUUUCUUGUCUUUUCCUCUUUUUAAUCAUCUCCGAAAAAAGACCACUUUCGUUGUUUUUCAUUUCCAAAAAGGCGGAUUAUAUACAGUUUUCAAGUUAACUACCAUUAUCACUCUUUUUUUCGCGUUUUUCUCUGCGCCCUCCUUGUCUCUCGGCAACUCUCUUAUGUUGACGUGAUGUUUUUCUGUUUCUCUGUCCUCGCUGAUGAGGGAAAACAUAUAGACGCAGACAGUCGAAAAGUGUUAUAGCUGAUUCACGGCUUGUUUGUGACACGAAGAGGGCGUGGCCUGUGUGCGCUCUCCAUAAGCCAGGCACUGUCUCGUUCAUUAUCGUGUCAGGACCCUUUUUCCGAUGUCUCAAGCCAGCCCUGAAUCAGCUAUAAGAGGAUGGGCUAUAGAUUCAACACAGAUCAAAAACUUUUUUGUGACCAGUCAAGUCUCACAUUUUCGAACGUUUUUGAGAAGUCUGAAAAAAGUAUUUUUUUUUAUUUUGCACUUUAGAUUAUUCGCUCUGAAGUUCUUCGAUACACUGGAUCCCAGGGAAGGGAAUAGAAAGCUUUGGUGACGAAAAGAACUUUGGUGACAACAGAAAAAUUGAAAAUUGAAAGAAAUGAAGAAAAAGCGAAAAUCCGGAAGAUGGCCUCGCAUGCUGAGCAGGGUAACCCCGCCGUGCUAACACGGGGUCUCCGCGGGUGCCCCCGUAUUAAACCCGUAAAAGCCCAGCUGAUAGAACUUUUGGCAAUUUUUAGCCCAACUGAGACCCCGCUUUAGCCCAGCUGGGUUACAUAUUUUUCUUACACCCGUUGUUCCCCCGUUUUAGCCCAACUGAGACUAAAAUAACCUCAGAAACACGGGUUAAAUACGGGUACACCCGUUGAGACACCUGAUCAGCAUGCGAGGCGAAGACUGUUGUCCAUAGAGCAACUUUACUGCAAAGCGCCCUUUUCGCGGGAACUCAAACUUUCCUCUCUCCGACUUUGAAUUAAUUUUUCUCCAAAACUAGGGAGUUCUGUACGUUUCCAAGUUUACCGUUCGAUUCGGAAUGGAAAGCUCUACGAAGUACUGCUUUGAACUGAAGCACCGUUUUUUACUGCCCCUAUGCCUUUAAAUCAAAUUUUUUGAAAGCUUCUUUUUGGACUUUAUAUAGUCCGACAGCUUUUGGGUGUCUGCGUCUCUCUGUUCCCUCACCGCAAGGCACGUCAACAUGAGAGGGUCGCCGAGAGACGAAGAGGGCCCAGAGAUGUCCCGUCAUUUCAUAUCGCGAAAACUAUUUUCGACCGCCCUAAAUCCACAAAGAAACAUAGUUUCUCUUCAGUUUCAUGGUGAUGACGAUGCUCGGUGUAGACCUGAUGCAUCUGAAACGUCUCGCGGGAAAGCCAUUCUCACAGUCGACAAUUCUUCGGAUCGCCAUGGCGACCCUCUACGCGAUCAAACAGGUCUGACAGCGGACCGCGACGCGAACCGCAACGCGGCUUCAGAUCCACGAGGCCGGCUUCACCCAUCGCGACAUCAAACCCGGCAAUUGCGUGUCGGGACUCGUCGGCGGCGACAUGCGUUGCUUCUACCUCAUCGAUUACGGUAGAAAACGUCAUUUCGUGUCGGGAUAUCCUCUGCAACUUAGGCGAUGCUCCUUUAAUGUUUUAUGAAUCUUUGACUAAUUAAAAGAUCUGACGACGGAAAGUUGUUCAUGUUUUGUGAGGGGUCACUUGAGGGGAAAAAAUUGGCUUAUUUGAGUGAUCACUAAAGAGGCGUUUCUUGGAGGAAAAGCUCAGAAUUGCUUUAGCGAAAGACUUUCCUUAGAUUUUUAAUUUUUCACUAAAGUGACUACUUACGGGAUCAUUUAAAGAGGACUGCUAUGCUUAUCACAAAAAAUGAUUUGAAACGAGUUUUUUGAUAAUCAAUUAAUAAUUAGGGUCAUAAUUAAAGGAGCAUCGUUUCGCUUGGAAAGAUAUAUUGACGUGAAACAUCUUUAAAAGAAGAUACAGUAAGAUUUUAGGAAUGGUUCGCGCUUUCAUUCAAACUGACAAGCACGGCACGAAUUCUUUAAGAAAGCCGCGAGAAGGAGAUCAACUUUUUAGGUAAGGCGUUUGAAAAAAAAUCGAUUUGAAAGUUCAAAUAAAUCAAAAGUAAUACUAUAAGUUAUCAUACUUUUCUUCCUCCAAGAUUGAUAGAUAUGAAAACGCUUGAAAAAGGUCUUAGGUAGGAAGUUCCACAAUGAUUAUCCCCGGAGCGCAGAAGCGGGCUAAUUUUCAGCCUCGCCUCUUGUUGUCCUCCCUUUUCCUGUCGCCACAAUGAUUAGUUGCCGGAUUAUCCGCAGCCCUUUUGAUCGUUGUAACAGAGCUUUUCGCUCAAUUGCAUCCAAAUCAAAGUUUAAAUUUUUCGAAGUUACGAUACCUUUUCUACACUUUUAUCUCUCAGUUGGAACCCCAAAAUAUGAUAAGAACUUGAAAAAUUGUGAAAAAUAUCCUGUUUUUGUUCUAGUUGGUUUGGGCCAAUGAAAACGCCUCCAUCAGUUUCGUAAAUUUAAUUUUUUACGAAAUUUUAUCAAAACUCUUGAAAAUUCAAUUUUUUUUAAACUUUUCACCUUACUAGGAAACGCUCUAAAAACGCUCCAUAAUUCUUGAUCAAGAAAGAAGUUGCUUUCGAUCUUAUUGAGGGUCACUUGAGGCCUCAGAAAAUGAUUGUGUUUCAUUUCAAGCCAAAAUUCCUUCUUCAGAGGAACUCCACGGUACUGUAGUCUGAACACGCACUACCGUAAGGAGCAAGGCCGUGUAGAUGAUCUUUGGUCGUGGCUUUUCAUGUUGGUCGAGUUACACGUCGGCCUCCCGUGGCGACGGCUCACCGACGAGCGCGAGAUCCUCAAAGUCAAGGAGAGCACCAAAACCGAGGACCUUUUCAGGGUUCUUUUCUUUUUAUAGUUCAUUUUUUUCGCUAAUAUGUUGGAAUAACUGCGUUCCGUAUGCCCACGAAAAAUCCAGGUUUUGUGCUAAAGAGCGCCAAAGGGAUCAUUAUAGGGGUUAAGGGAAAAGGUUCCUAUAGGGGACAAAAUAGUAUUCCCCCCAAAGACUUGCCACGUUUGAAAACGGAAAAGCACCUAUAGGGAACCCUACAAUAACCCCUAAGGUAGUGACCACUCCGGAGUUCUAGGAGUGGACCCGCCGAGCUAACACGGGACAUAAACGGGUGUGCCCCUGUCAUGCCCUUAUAAGCACUUAUAUUUAGCACAGUUGAGGCUCAAACUCAAGAAAAAACACGGAUACGAUUUGGGUAAACCCGUUGAGAUAUCUAGUCAGCAUAAGCGAAAUAGUGUCCCCCCUUCAUAGACUUGCCGCUUUUGAAAAUCCUUCUAGUGACCACUCUGGAGUACUAGAAUUAAAUCCGCCAAGCUAACACGGGACAUAAGCGGGUGUGCCCCUGUCAUGCCCUUAUAAGCACAGCGGGUAGAACUUUUGGUACCACGGUUAAGGCACCCUUUUUAAGCCAAAUAGGGUCUCAGAUUUUUUUUUUCAAAUAAUAGCUGAGACACCUUUUUCUUCUGGUUGUUUUUUUUAGCACAGUUGAGGCUCAAAUUCAAAAAAAACAGGGGUAUAGUCUGUGUGCCACGAUUUGCAAUUUCACCAAACGACAUUCCGCUGUUCCGCUGCGUGCGUUUGCGAAGCGUCUUUCGAAUUUAGGUCACGCUUUCGAUUGAUUUUUACUGCUGUGGGAGCACAGGAAAGUAGAGUACCUUAAUAAAAGAAAAAAAAAAUUAAAAGCGCGACCAAAGCUCGCAAAGUCGCGCCGCGGCACAGCGGAAUGUCGUUCGGUGAAAUUCCAAGUCGUGGUACACAGCCUAUACGAUUCGGGUAAACCCAUCGAGACACCUAGUCAGCAUAAGAGGAGUUUUCAGCCCGUGAUAAAAUCAUCAUAUCAUUUGAACUGCUCAUGGGAAAUUUUUUCAGAAAUGCCCGAAUGAGUUUAGAAAUUUGUACGACUAUCUGAACACUCUGAAAUUCGCCAGCCGACCUGACUAUUUCGGCAUGUGGAGCGAGGUAUUCAAUUAGUUGUCUAAACGAGUAAUUACACCUCCACUGGAUAUCUAAUUCACCUGCUAUCAGUGAAAAUAUUCCACUAACCCGUUACUUUGAAUUUUAAAUUUUUAGCUGAAAAGUCAUAAAAAGAUGAUUUAGACUAUUUCAAAACUCAGCUAGCGGUGAAUGUAGUAAACUUGUGAAGUUUCAAUUUGAAGUGGAAAGUUUAAAAUAGGUAAAAGUUGUUUAGCUGCGUUUUUGCGCUUAAAAAUAGUGAAACCUGCGUUUUGGGCGGUUGAAAAGGACUUCAAAUACAGUUUUGGGUCUUACCCUAAGGCUGCGCCGGACCGAAAGCGACUUUUCUCUUUUCCUCGUGAAUUCAUAUGAUUUUUUCAAAUUUAUAUAUCCUCAGGGUAGGGAAAAGAGACGUAGAGAUUUUAACGCUUCUUCUUGAAAUACUCUAACUUGUCUGCGCCCUCUUUUCUCUCUUACAGGCUUUUUCACGGUUCUAUGACCUCAAGAGACGCAGAGGGUCAGACUGUUUUUCAAGUCGUGGUGAUGGAACUAUAUAAGCGUUAUAGAGCUUAUUACAACAUAAUAUAGAAUUUUAAAAUGUAACCCGGAAAAAUAUCAAAAUUUUCUCUAACAACGGAAAGCGUAUCUUAUUGGUUUUUGGAAAGAAGGCGUGACCAGCCAAUCAGAGACUGGGUUGCAAACUGCGUCAAUUGAAAAUAAUCAAAAUUCCACUUGAUCACACUUUUUUUUAGUGCUUCGCGGGGUUGAAACGAGCCAAAGGAUCGUUUUUGGACAAGUAUGUUUGAUUCGAAAAAUUUUCUGAUGUUCAAACUAUGGACUUUUCCAGUGAAAUGAGCCUUUUUGCGUUUUUAAACCACUCUAGAAAGCUGCUCUGAAUUUUUUCGAUUUUCAAAAAAAUGUCAGAUUUGAAUGGGAGCCGGAAGCGCCUCCGCCAGACGUUCAGACGGCGUUGUCGAUUUCAGAAAAAGAUUUGACCGAAUUCAAGCCGACGAAACGUUUUUCUUUCACCCUGAAAUGGUACUUUUCACGUGUUUUUAGGCACUGUCAUGGGAAAAAAGCUGUACCCGUACGCUUCAGCCGCCAACUUCAAAGAGAACAUUCUCAAAAUGUGA
Caenorhabditis auriculariae is the source of this 8070-nucleotide messenger RNA. Lineage: Eukaryota; Metazoa; Nematoda; Chromadorea; Rhabditida; Rhabditidae. The record is from the annotation of a GenBank genome assembly.